Fusarium vanettenii 77-13-4 is the source of this 420-nucleotide messenger RNA. RefSeq lists its product as uncharacterized. Bases 1 to 420 code for a protein of 139 amino acids. The transcript has 2 exons. NCBI's taxonomy places the organism in Eukaryota, Fungi, Ascomycota, Sordariomycetes, Hypocreales, Nectriaceae. The record is from RefSeq and is a predicted model, not a curated record.
AUGUCUCUGAAGGAGAUCCUCGAAAAGACGGCAGCGGGCUGGAUCUCCGAUCUGGAAAGUCGCUCGCUGGACAAUGUUGUAUCGAGAUGGACCGACGAUAUCCAUUAUACGGUUCACCCAGAUACAGAGGGGGUCUUUCCAAUGACGAGAGAACAAUUUCGAACAUACGACAGGGCGGCAGGUUUCUUUAAGCUUUUAAAGAAACUCAAGAUUACUAUUAACGAGAUGUUCGUGGACUUGGAGAAGAGGACGGUGACGUUGAUGUGUAGCAGCGAGGGCGAAGUGGAAGCAGGGCCAUAUGGCACUGAUUAUGUCUUUGUGCUUACAAUGACGGAGGAUGGAAAGAAGAUUAAGAAGUUGUCUGAGUGGCCAGACUUUCAUAAGGUCCGAGAAGUACUUCCAAAGUCUAUGGAGGGUUAA